Molecule: messenger RNA, 2849 nt
Organism: Trichobilharzia regenti
Lineage: Eukaryota; Metazoa; Platyhelminthes; Trematoda; Strigeidida; Schistosomatidae
Source: the annotation of a GenBank genome assembly
CCAGAAGCUACGUCUUCUGAUAUUCUUGUGCUCAAAAGUGGAUUGCAUACUAUAAUAUACAUAAUUUAUUAUCAUUAUUUUUUCCGGUUACUUCUUCUCCAUCAUACAUACACUUGUGAAAGUUAUUCAUGUCUAAUUCUAAAACUGAUGACUUAAUUUUUAAUGAGCCAACAAGUCAACAAUCACAACGUAAUCAACAUAACAAGUGUAAAUGUUGUCGAGAGUAUGGAGAUGCUUUGGUAUUUGGAUUAUUUCGUAAAAAGCAAAUUGGUAAUGAUAUGAAAGAACUACUCAAAACUGGUUUGAAUCGAUGCUUGAAUACACUGGACUUGACAGCAUAUGGAUUAGGAUCUAUGCUUGGAGGCAGUAUUUACGUCCUUACUGGAGCUGUGAUGAACAGGCGAACUGGACCAGCUGUAUUUCUUGCCUAUAUCCUGGCUGCAUUUGUCGCUCUAAUUAAUUCUCUGAACUACUCGGAAUUAGCGUGUCGUAUACCAAAGGCUGGCUCUUCAUACACAUACACUUAUAUUAUUAUGGGCGAGUUUCCUGCUUUCAUUACUGGAUGGUCAAUACUGCUGGAGUAUAUUUUGGGAAUAUCAUUGGUAGCACGUUGUUGGAGUAGUAUGCUUGACAGUUUGGCUGAUAAUCAUAUUAGUAAAUGGACAAUCGAAACUGUUGGUAGGUUAUCUCCACCAGGUGGAAUAUUGGCUGAAUAUUUGGACUUUGUUGGUGUAUUACUAACUAUUGUUCUAUCUAUUGUAUCCUGCUGUGGAAUUCGUGGCAGUGCAAAAGUAACUGCGAUUUCAAUAUUUAUCAAUGUUGGAGUAUUGACGGUGACUUCUAUAUACAUGUUUGUCUACAGUAAACCAGAGUAUCUAACAAUUACAGCGCCUAAUGUUACUGUGGAUCCAUUAUCUCCAAAUCCAAAUUUUUUACCAUUUGGAAUUCCAGGUCUGAUAGGUGGAACAGCUAUUUGUUUCAAUGUCUUUAUUGGCUUCGAUGCUAUAUCAACUUGUGCAGAAGAAGCAAAAAAUCCAAGUUAUAGUAUACCUAGAGCAAAUAUUAUUGCUGUAUUUAUUGUAGCGCUUGUAACUACAGUGUCUUCUUUAUCAUUGGCUUUAUAUUAUCCUUGGUUUUUAAUAAGUACAGAAAGUUCAUUUCUCAGUGCAUUGAAAGGCAAUAUACUCAAUGGUGGUCCACAAAGUGUAAGAGUAGGAAUGUUUUAUUUUGUUGGAGUUGGUUCACUGAUUGGAUUAAUUGCUUGUCUUUUAACAUCAUUGAUUGCUGCACCAAGAAUUAGUUAUGCUAUGGCACAAGAUGGAUUAAUUCCAACGAUAUUUUCUCAUCUCUGUCAACCUUUCAAGACACCUGUUGUGGCUACAACAUUUAUUACAAUUUUAACUGCUUUCUUAACUUUAAUAUUCAGUGUGGAUAGUAUAGCUGAUUUUUUAAGUUUAGGCACAUUGAUUGCCUAUUCAGUUACUGCAUUGGCUAUUAUCUGUGUACGUUAUAGAAGUCAACCAGACAAUUUACAAGAAAUAAGUGAAACUGAUCAAAUUGAAUUAGAAGUCAAUGAAAAAGAUAAGCCCACUAAUACUACGGAUUAUUACAAAAAGCGUAUAGGUAAACCUGGAUAUGUAAAACAUGCGUAUGCUCGUUAUAUGCCAAAUUGUAUGUUGAAAGCUUUCAAUUCUGGUAUACCAGGUGAUGCAGUGAUAUUUAUAAUGGCUGCUUAUGUUGUAUUAAAUGGUGUUUUAAUAAUGUGUUUAACUAUUGGAGCAAAGAAUGGAUUAUGGCCAGUAUGGCGAAUUGUUUGUGUAGUAAUCGUUCUUCUACUGCUUAUAACCUGUAUACUAUUAGUGGGAACUUUUCAACAGUAUGGACCACCUUACAAAGGUUUAUUUCGUCUUCCUUAUGUUCCACUUCUGCCUUGUGCAACACUAACAAUCAACAUAUUUUUGGUGAGUGAACUUUCCUGGGUAACUUGGAUACGAUAUACUAUUUGGGUGGGGAUUGGUUUAAUACUUUAUCUUGGAUUUGGUGUCAUGAAUACAUAUCAAAUAGCUAAAAGAAGUGAAGGUGUUAGUUCAUCAACAUAUCUACGUGAUCCAGAUGAUGCAAAAGAAUACGAUAAAAACUACAACUCGACAGGAAAAACUUUAUAAACGAUAUGCAGGUAUACGUUAGCUUCUUUAUCAAAACAGAAAGAAGCAAAACGGCCAGAUUCACUUGUCUUUUCUCUCUCUCCCUCUCUGACUUGUCUAUUCUCUAACUCUUACUGUUUCUUUUAAAGCCUUUCCUUUCCUUUCUUCCUUCAUUUCGUCUUCUUUAUGUCCUCAUCAAUCUCUUCUAAUUUAAUUAUUGUCUACGGCUGUUACCAUGACAAUUAUCGGUCCUUCAGUCAUUCGUUUAUAAUAUGGGAGACAUUUCAACUGUUGUUAUUGAAUACGAAGGCGAAUUCUAUGUGCUUUGACCCAGUGGAGGAUAUUGUGAUAAGUUUUGUUUUCUUACUUACAUUUUACUUAUGUGAAAGUGGUGAACCCCCCCCCCCAUAAUUAAUGUUAUUACUAUUAUUAAUAUUAUUUCAGAGUACAAACUACCUUAUUUUACUGAAUAGAUAAAUAAAUAAAGCAAGCAAAUAUGAUCAGUUUGUUCGAUGUGAUCAGUUAUGUAUGUAUGUGUUUUUUAUGAAGCAGUUGAGUGUUCUGUCUUUAUUCAAUUCGUAUUCCUUAUUGUUAAUAAAACUGGUUGGAGAAUGAGACUUUUUUAAGGGUCCUUGAAAUAAAUUGUCUAACAGUAGUGGUUUUGAAGAAGUGGGAAGUCUUUACCAGUGGGGUAUCGAAAGUUAG